GGAAGAGUGGACUCAUCUCCGGCGGGUUAGGUGGGGAGUUUUGUGGCGGUGAUCAAUGUAGCUGAAUAGUCUAGACUAGUAGCAUUUUUUUUGCAGUGCUUGAGCAGCGCUAUCGACUUAUCACGAUUUCAAGCCGAGAAAGAAUCAAUAAUCACCUCGACCUCCUAAAUUGUUUUUGAAGAAGCUUAUAACGAGGAGAAGAAUCUUAAUGAAGUCGAUUAGCCGCUGAUGUAGCUGUUGUACUCGUAGAUGAAGGCAGGCUUCGUUCAUUGCUGCGAUUGAUGGAUGUCGUUGGAGGCAGCGACGCGCUUGGAGGACGUAAGUCCUGAGGUGGUCGAAACACCAACUACGCCAUCCGGUGAAGGCCUUGAUCGUGCGGCUCCACUAAGACUGAAUGGACAGGAGGAGCAGGUCCCUGCUCUAGGGAAGCCUCGUGGGCGUGAGGAGAGCGCUGUUACUGGAGGGCAGAACUCAACGACAGUACUUCUAGGUGAUACAACUACUGUUCGUGAAGACAGCAAGUACAAGGAGUCGGCCUGCUCUACGUCAGAGCCAGAAGAGGACGAGGGGACCAUCAUGUUACCGAUAACGAGUUUGGGCUUUUUCUGUAGCUGCGUGCCUUGGUUUUACGGACCCUAUGGGCAACAAACCAACUUAUUGGCUUCAUAUUUUUCUGAGCUAAAGCUGGCACAGAAGAAUUCGACAGCUGAAAAAUCUGCCAAAUCCCAGUGCAACGCAAAGAAUGAGAUCAAAGGUAAAAAUGGCACUAGUACAACGGGGACGCCAGCAAAGCAGUCGACGAAAGAUUGCACAGCUUCACCCACCUCAAAAGCUACUAAACAUAAACUCGACAAGGAGAAGCUCACGCUGCAUUGGUUUGUCCACCAGAGAGAACCUCUGCCACUGGCUGAGACGCGCAAGUAUCCCCAUAUUCGAUUUCAUCGCGUAGGCAAAGCACCCUGGCUCUAUACCUCGGAGAUGAACGAAAUGUUUGAGAAACAGGGGGUGCAAGCCUUCAUCACUCUGAUGGACAUGAACCGCGUUUUUGUGGAUGAGGCACUUAUGCUUUGAGGAUAGAGAAUUGGAGUUAAGUUUUCUUUUCAUAUUGUUUGAUGAUGCUCUCCAGUCCUGUGCUCGGAUCCUCACUCGUUCGGCGUGUGACAAGGGUACGUCGUAGCAUUAUAGUACGUACGUCAUAGUUGUAGUAGUACUAAAUCUAAAUGCUAGCAUAGCAGCAAAGCUGCAAAUUAUAAUCCUGAGUUGCUAAUUAGACUAAAACUAUAAUACGUGAUGAAUUAUGUUGUUCUCUUUUUCAUACUGUUAAAGCCGCUUGCGAUCAGCUGGUUCCCGAACCAUUGGGAGAAGUUGGACAUCCACAGUAGGCAUUCCUUGAGCCAGUUCGAUGUGGUGGUGCCACUAGCGCCGAGUGACGAGAGUCUGAUCCAGCGGCAGCUUCCACAUAAGGUCGUUCGUCACGUACCUCAUGUAAUUCGCGAUGUGCGAUCAUUGUCUCGGUAUAGUCUUAGUCGCGGCGGAGGCAAGGGAAAGAAGAAAGAUAAAGACCAGGAUGCUAGGAGUACAAGUAGAAGUAGUUCUCCAUCUCCAGAUGCUGGUGCUGGUAUUGGGAAGGAUAAGGAAGGAGCUGCAUCUUCGCUGGAGUAUUUGGAGUGGAGAAAAGUGGAGAAAGAAGCGAAGGUUCGAGCAAAGCGGAAGCGGGAGUUGAGAACCAAGAUCGGGACGAUUCCGACCGAUGCUUUUGUCGUCUUGGUCUUGUUCGGAAACUACGACAAGAACAACCGCAAGAGCGUAGACGUGAGUCUGCAAGUCUUCAAGGAAUUUCAAGAGGGAAGGGCGCCGGGAUCUGUCUUUCUCUACGUGCAUGCGCUUGCUACAAGCGGCAAAUCGGGCGCGCCGAGUGCAAACGAGGGUGACGAGGAAGGCGCAGCAGCUGGCGUGAACAUGGAGUUGCUGAUCGAUGCGGUUGGGCUGCCUUUGUACAGCUAUCACUUGAAUCAGCGCGAACUGAAAUACGAACAAAUCCUAGAGUUGCACGAAAUGGCCGACGUUUUUCUGCACCCGUCCAAGGCAGAGGGCUUCGGCUUGCCCGUGCUCGAGGCGCAACUGCUCGGCAAUCCGGUGAUCACGACCAAAUUUGGGGCGAUGAUGGACUAUGCAGCGUUUGGCACGAGUGUGGAGCCGAAUGGCCGUACCUUUAUGGAACUCGGCCUCGUUGCGGUGCCGGAUUUUCGUGGAACCCUUGCCGCAUUGCAAGUCUGGCAUGAGCGUUUGAAGAAAGCAGAGCAAGACUCGGUUGCGAGUAAGAAAGAACUGGUGAGAUUAGCAGGGGAACGACAGCGUGCCCAGGACUACAUCGCAUCGACUAUGUCGCUAGGUGCCGUUGGUCGCAAAUUCGCUGAAAUCCUAAAAACGGUGCAGAAAGCGUCAGCUGCACGCUUCUCGCUGCACUCCUACGCCGAUCCACCGCCAAAACCGACGGCCGGAAGCUGCCAGCAUCUCGUGUUCCACUCACCAGCGUAUGUUGUCGAUCAGUCGCGAAUCGAGUGGCUAUUGGACGAGCACAUUCUCGAGAAGAAAAAAGUCAAUUCAACUGGUACUGAUCAAAAAGUUAGUAGUCCUAGUCCCUCAACAACAUCUGAUACGAGCGCAACAUCCAGCAACAAGAAGAACAAGAACAAAGGUGGCAAAGAUGAAGGUAACAAAAAUGGUGUUGGAGCAUCUUCGGGAGUGCAGAACGAUACCAGAAGUGCGCCUGAGGUUUUGUGGCUUGGUGCUCACUAUGAGUUACAAGGCGGAACAUUACCGCAAUUCGCUUUCGACGGUGGCGGCGUUGCCAUGGCCUCUGGAGGUAGCAAAGCCGUAGCAGCGAGAGACAACAACCGGAUUGACAACAGGAUGGCACCUAUCGGAGCGCCCGUUGUCGGAUCGCUCCAACCGCCUAAGAGCGAACGCUUUUCUGGAGUGCUGCCGACAGUUAUUGUACCCCAAAAGCUGUGGCAGCGCAUCUAUCGACCACCACCCGCCGACGUCGGGCAGAUAUUUCAGAAUCCGGAAAUUAUGGCCCUUUUUCGCUAUGCUGGCGUAGUCGGAGUGCGCCGCCCUACCCAACAAUGGCCGCAAGGGUAAAGACCUUCUAAUCGUGAUUCGCCUCGGGUGGUCGUUGUUCACCCAUAUGCUAUGUAUACUUAGUUGAUGCACUUGCCUACUUCAAGUAACUGCCUGUAGAAAACAUGCGAUGUCAAAAAUAUUUCGAAGAAACCAGUAGCAGUGAGAAUCUCGUUAGAGCGGAGAGUGCCCCUUCUUGCUUUGUAAAAAUUUCGAUUGUUGAAAAGACGCAUGAAAAAGCAGGCUAUUGAUUCGAGCGACCAUGAUGAACUUUAUUGUUACAUUUAAAUUUAUACAAUUAUUCCUCGAGCGUAAUUAAUUGAUGUUGUUGAUUUCGAUUCGGGCUCUUGUACAUACGUAGCGUGGUCGCUUGUUGACGUUGUUGGUAGCAGGACGAGAAAUCUUCACGAGGGAAUAUACAAUGUUGAAGAUUGAUGUCUUCUCUGCUCCGCAGCGCUUGUUGAGGGUCCCUUCGUCGUUUGUGUGGCUUUGAGUCUGAUCUUCCUUCUACACCAC
This is a messenger RNA of Amoebophrya sp. A25, 3639 nucleotides long. The record is from the annotation of a GenBank genome assembly. Lineage: Eukaryota; Dinophyceae; Syndiniales; Amoebophryaceae.